This is a messenger RNA of Mangifera indica (mango), 1265 nucleotides long. RefSeq names its product TMV resistance protein N-like. Gene Ontology annotation, biological process: signal transduction. The record is from RefSeq and is a predicted model, not a curated record. Bases 226 to 963 code for a protein of 245 amino acids. The transcript has 4 exons. Lineage: Eukaryota; Viridiplantae; Streptophyta; Magnoliopsida; Sapindales; Anacardiaceae.
UUAGUAAUUAUAUCAAUUUCUCUUGAAUCGGAGAUAAUCUGAUUGUAACUUUCUUCAGUUCACAACACAAGAAAACCUUUCGGCUUUUCGUUUGUCAACAGAUUGGUUCGGAGUUCAUCUAUAAUUCUUGGCUGCGACAUCGUCAAAUCUAGUAAAUUAAUUGCAUACACAGGAAUCUUCCCAAACGAAGUUAGUUGAUUCGACACUGCAAAUCGUUUAUAUAACAUGAGCAGCCAAAGAUUCUCUUCAUCUUCUUCUUCUUCUUCUUCCGGUGGUUGGAAAUAUGAUGUAUUUCUAAAUUUUGAAGGUGAAGACACUGGCAAGAAUUUCGCAGAUCAUUUAUAUGUUGCUUUGAAUGAAGAAGGAUUUAAAGUAUUUAAGGGUGACAGAGAAAUGGAGAGAGGAACACCCAUUCCACCAGAAGCUGUAAGAAAAGCAAUUGCAGAAUCAAGAAUUUCAAUUGUUGUUUUCUCGAAAAGUUACGCUUCUUCUACUAGCUGCCUGGAUGAACUUGCAUGGAUUGUUCAAUGUAAGAACACAAUGGAACAAACGAUUAUUCCAAUUUUCUAUGGUGUGGAACCACGUGUGCCAAGGCAUCAAAAUCGAGACUUUCGAGAAGCCUUUGAUGAACAUGAAGAAACUUUCAAACAGAAUAUGGAGAUUGUGGAGAUGUGGAGGGAGAGUUUAACAGAGGUGGCCAAUCUCUCUGGAUAUCACUUGAAGGAUAGGUAUGAGUAUGAGGCAGAUUUGAUUAAAGACGUUGUUAAACAAGUAAAAAGAAAGUUAAGUGUUUCUGCUUCAAGAUUGACGAAUCUGAGGAAAGUAAUGGUUGGAGUGAGUUCAUGUUUAGAGCAGCUACGAAUACAGGCAGCAGAGAUGAUACCAGCACCAAGGUUUCAACGGGGGCAAACUCUGAUAGCCCCUUUGGUUUUUUUUUUUUCCUUAGGAGGCUGGUAUUUAUAGACAAAAAUUGGCGUUCUUACUGCUGAAGAUAAUUUCGUUGACCACUGUUUCAGCUUUGAUUCAUUGGCUGCCGUCACAAUUGAUGAGGUUUCCUGGAAUUUGAGUUUCAACCUUCUCAUCACUAUUAAAAUUUUCUCUUCAUUUUAAGUAUUACGUGCAAAUAUCAUUUUACUUGGUUUUGUAUGAUUGAAUUUUUAUUUUUAAUUUAAUAUUACAUAAUUAUAUGGUGAACAUUCAUUCCAUAUAAAAAAAUGUUAUAAAACACCCAUUCUAUGUAUGUAUUGGAUAGAUGUUUCAUACUA